CCGCCCUUAGUGGCUAACGGUCAUUGCGCUGGGGUGGAAGAAGAAGAUCACUGCCGCACUGUGAGGAGGAAGGAGAAGGAAGAACAAUGUUGAACCUUGCCGCGACGCUGCCUUUUCUCCCAUUCCUGCUUGUGCAACUGGAAAGUUGGAGUGGAGAGAUUCGCUUGUUAGAUGCCCGAGCAGACAAACAGUACCACGAGGGAUACGCCUUCACCCUAUGGAAGCUGCCGUCGGACGUGGAAUGUAGAGACCCCAGGCGGCAGGCGGUCGCUGUACGCGAGACCACUUCACCCUUUUGGCCCAUGCCACUACGGUUCAAGCAGCUCAAGAGCGGGUUCUACUGCUUCACAGCCAUCAAACGAAACUGCUACCGCAAAUGCCACAAUGUCACCUCCGCGGUCACACAACUUCGGGGAACCAACCCUCCUCCACGUUGCUGCGACGCUCGCGACGUCCACUUCACAUGGACUUCGAGCGACAGCGUCUUAGACGUGACAGUCACCACCACACGAGACAGCGUCGCCUGUCGCCUGUUCCUGGUCACCAUUUGGCCGGUGCCUCUGUGGUCGGACGUCUGUUACGAUCAGCUCAACAAACGUCGCCAUAUCACACAUCAGGCCGCAGCAAACUCGACCACAAGCUUCUUUACGCUGAACAAGAGCGAAGCUUUCUGUGUCACUAUCAUACCUGGAUGUUUUGAAUGCCAUCUACAAUGUCCCGUGCUUGCUACCCAGAAGGUUGCCAUCGGAGCGGAGUUCAACUACGUAGUUCCUACUGAAGGUGAACGUGUGGCUCAAAACGAUACAUUGGAACACAUUAUUCGAUUCGUUUUUGUUGGAAGCAUCUUAUUGUUGGCUAUGUGGACGGCAGUCAUUGUAAGAAUCGUAACAACUAUUACAGUGUCAACAAGGGGCCAGAUUGAUGUGUAAUGUGUCGUCCACGUUCAUUGCCCAAAUCCUAUUUUUGCCUUUGCGUACUUCGUUGUGUUUGUUCCCGGAUAUUCGAAGUCAUAAAAGAUACUUUUUAAUGUUGUA
Ornithodoros turicata is the source of this 1034-nucleotide messenger RNA. RefSeq lists its product as uncharacterized. The coding region runs from base 87 to 929 and encodes 280 amino acids. The transcript is spliced from 2 exons. NCBI's taxonomy places the organism in Eukaryota, Metazoa, Arthropoda, Arachnida, Ixodida, Argasidae. The record is from RefSeq and is a predicted model, not a curated record.